Molecule: messenger RNA, 3873 nt
Organism: Heterocephalus glaber (naked mole-rat)
Lineage: Eukaryota; Metazoa; Chordata; Mammalia; Rodentia; Bathyergidae
Gene: Rusc1
Product: RUN and SH3 domain containing 1
Cellular component (GO): cytoplasmic vesicle
Molecular function (GO): protein binding
Source: RefSeq, a predicted model, not a curated record
CCUCGCUCAUGCCGGAAUCAGGCCGUGGCCGCCUCGUGCCUCCGACCGGCGGGGAAGCUACGGGCGGGGCCUGGGCAGCCACGGAUCGUGACGUCAGGCCCCGAGUCCGCCCCGCCCGCAGGCCAAGGGGUGCGGCUGCGCGGCCAGCGGCUCUUCCCGGCGCCCCCCCCUCCGCUCUGGACCCCGCUGUUGGGGACCCGGGAGCCAACAGCCGCCCUAGGCCCCCGAGCGGCUCAGGAGGACCCGGUGAGGACAGCGCGGCCCGCGGGUGCUCUGGGCGCGGCAGGGAAGCCGGGAAAGCGCUAGGGAAAGGAUGGGCGGUGGCUGAUGAUGGAGACCGGCGGAGAACGGACCGGCGGCUGAGCCAGGGGUCUGCAUCUGCGUGGCCAGGUGGGUGGAUGCGAGAGGCCCAGUCCUGCUGGUUCUCCAGAGGCCACCGGGUCGCGGCAGGCACCAUGCUGUCCCCUCAGCGGGCGUUACUCUGCAACCUCAACCACAUCCACCUCCAGCACGUCUCCCUGGGCCUGCACCUGUCCCGCCGCCCCGAGCUGCGGGAGGGGCCUUUGAGCGCGUCCCCUCCCCCGGGCGACACCGGGGGCAAGGAGAGCAGCGGCCCCUGCGGCGGGACCUUGGUGGACGCCAACUCCAACAGCCCCGCAGUGCCCUGCCGGUGCUGCCAGGAGCACGGGCCGACGCAGAAUCAGCCGGGCCCGACGCAGGAGGAGCACGGCGUGGCCUCGCCCUCCGACCCCGGCUGCUCAUCCUCGCUCAGCUCCUGCUCUGACCUCAGCCCCGAUGAGUCCCCCGUCUCCGUCUACUCCCGGCACCGGCCUGGCGAGGAGGAUGCCCACUACCAGCCCAGCGUCGUCCCCUUGGAGCAGGGCUUCCCACUGGCCUUGGCGGUCCCGGGCACCUGCUCCCCAGACAGCUUCUGCUGCUCCCCCGAUUCCUGCUCCGGAGCUUCCUCCCCACCCGGGCCUGGCCUCGACUCGAACUGCAACGCCCUGACCGCCGGCCAGGGCCUCCCCUCGCCGGGCCUGGAGGAGGAGGACGAUGGAGGGGAGCAGGACCUCCCCGCCUCCGAGCUCUCCGAGGAGGAGGAUGGGAAGAUCGGUGCCGGGAGAACAGAGCCUAGUUGGAAAAUUAACCCCAUUUGGAAAAUUGAUACAGAGAAAACUGAAGCUGCGUGGAAAAUCACAGAGAACAAUAACUGUGGUUGGAAAAUCAGCGGAAAUACUGACUCGGGCUGGAAAACGGAACCUGGAGAAUGCCAUGGUUGGAACAGCAACACAGGAACAGCCGAUUCUGGCUCGAAAACGGACGCGGGGAAAGCGGCCGGGGGCCGGAGGAGUGACGUGGUCGAGGAGCCGGCGCCCCACCGGACCGUAACGUCCUUCCACGAGCUGGCCCAGAAGCGCAAGCGGGGCCCGGGGCUGCCCCUCGUGCCGCAGGCCAAGAAAGACCGCAGCGACUGGCUCAUCGUGUUCUCGCCCGACUCGGAGCUGCCCCCCGGCGGCUCGCUGAGCGGCUCCUCCGUGCCCCCGCGCGAGGUCACCACCUUCAAGGAGCUCCGGUCCCGCAGCCGCGCCCCGCCCCCGGCGGUCCCGCCCCGGGACCCCCCGGCCGGCUGGGCCCUGGUCCCGCCCCGCCCUCCGCCGCCGCCCGUCCCUCCGCGGAGGAAGAAGAACCGGCCGGGGCUGCAGCCCAUCGCCGAGGGGCAGCCGGAGGAGGCCAGCGCAGCGAGCCCCGCGGCGGGCGAGGAGGUCCCGGGAGCGCAGGAGGCGGAGCAGCCCGGCCCGCGAGCCGGCCGCGAGGCCGGUCCCCUCCCGCUCCCGGGGCCCCGGGUUCUCCGGUUCUCGGCCGACGGGCGCCCCCUGUUGGAGGGCGGGGGCGCGGGCGCAGCUGGGUCCCCGCCCGGGGCGCCUCGGGCCGGGUGGCCGCUGGAGGAGCCGAGCCCCCCCUUGGAGCAGCUGCUUCCGGCGCGCCUGUCCCCGGUGGGCGCGUACGCGCCCCCCGCCCGGGGCGCCCUGCCCUGCCUGGACAGCCCCGAGCUGGCGCUGCUGCUGUCCCCGCUCUUCCCCAGGAAUAGCGCCUUCCCCGCCGCGGCCCCCCCGCCGCCUCGGCCGCCGCGCCCGCUGAAGGCCCCGCACCGGACCCGGAUCCCGCCACCCGCGCCCAGGCUACUGCGCAGUUCCUGGUCAUUCGCCGGCGUCCCCGGGGCCCAGCGCCUGUGGAUGGCAGAAGCCCAGGGUGGAGCUGGGCAACUGCAGGAGCAGAAGAAAGGCCUCCUGAUAGCUGUCAGCGCCUCGGUGGACAAAAUCAUCUCGCACUUCGGGGCUGCCCGCAACUUGGUCCAGAAGGCCCAGCUGGGAGACAGCCGGCUGAGCCCGGACGUGGGGCACCUGGUGCUGAGCACCCUCUGCCCGGCCCUCCACGCCCUGGUGGCUGACGGGCUGAAGCCUUUCCGGAAGGAUCUCAUCGCCGGGCAGCGCACGUGCAGCCCCCUGAGUCUGGUGCACGGAUCUGUGAAGCCAGGGUGCAGCACGCGGGCCCUGGGAUCCCUGUACAGCCAGGUCAGCCGCCUGGCCCCUCUGAGUAGCAGCCGCAGCCGCUUCCAUGCCUUCAUCCUGGGCCUCCUCAACACCAAGCAGCUGGAGCUGUGGUUUUCCAGUCUCCAGGAAGAUGCAGGCCUGCUGUCUGUCCUGUACCUGCCCACCGGAUUCUUCUCCCUGGCUUGGGGCGGCUGCCCAUCCCUGUCCACAGAGCUGCUGCUUCUGCUGCAGCCCUUGUCGGUGCUCACCUUCCAUCUGGACCUGCUCUUUGAGCACCACCACCACCUGCCCCUGGGCCCGCCGCAGGCUCCUGCCCCUCAGGUCCCCCCUCCGGCCCUGCAGCAGACUGUGCAGGCUGUGCUGCACUGGGGGGGCCGCCUGGCCCAGAGUCUCCGGGGGGCCGCUCCUGCCCCUUCUGCCCCUUCGAGUCCUACAUCAGGCAGCUGGUGGGAGCAGCUGAGCCAGGCCUCCCAGGUCUAUGCCUCUGGGGGUUCCGAGGGUUUCCCUCUUCUCCGGUGGGGACCCAGGCGUCACGGAACUGCAGCUGAGAGUGCGCAGGAAAGACCCCUGGCCGCAGAGGAAGCAGCCCCAGGCAGAGGCGCGUGGCUGGGGAGACUAUUUGGCGUGCCCGGGGGCCCCACAGAGAAUGAGAGCGGAGGCCAGAAGUCCAGGAGGCCAUCCAGCUGGCUCCCCCCGGCGGUGAGUGUGUUGGCUCUGGUGAAGCGGGUCCCGCCCCACGAGACGCCUUCUCCCAAGGAGCUUGAGGCCUCAGCACCCGGCGCGGCUCAGGCCCACAGGGCGGUUCGGGCUCUGUGUGACCACACUGCUGCGGGACCCGACCAGCUGAGCUUCCAGCGCGGGGAGGUGCUGCGCGUCGUGGGCACCAUGGGCGAGGACUGGCUCCGCUGCGGACGCGACGGCGCGGAGGGGCUGGUGCCCGUGGGGUACACCUCCCUCGUGCUCUAGCCGCCCCCAUCCCUCCUGGUGUCCCGGCACGGGCACGGUCCCAGCAGCAUUUUUGCCGCCUGCACAAUGACACAUCCAUUUCUGCUAUUUAAAAUAAAUUUUACUUCUUCCCCCCAUGCCCAUCUGUAAGGUGAAACCUGCUCCCCCAGCGUGUAGGAAGGAGCCCUCCGUGCAGCCCCGUCCCUCUCCCGAAGUCCGCCCCGAGUGCCCUGCCCACUCCACUCCACCGGGCCCUGGUCUCUGACCCCACCUGCACUCCCUCUGUACUCCUGCCGGCCGCUCAAACCUGGGCGUCCGGGGGUGAGCCUGUGGUAUGGUGUUUCCUCGUCUGUCCCAAUAAAGCACAGGAGUCGAA